Scaptodrosophila lebanonensis is the source of this 441-nucleotide messenger RNA. Its product is annotated as probable E3 ubiquitin-protein ligase bre1. NCBI's taxonomy places the organism in Eukaryota, Metazoa, Arthropoda, Insecta, Diptera, Drosophilidae. The record is from RefSeq and is a predicted model, not a curated record. The transcript is spliced from 3 exons. The coding region runs from base 1 to 441 and encodes 146 amino acids.
AUGGCCUGCCUGAAAGAUCCAAAUUUGGAUAGGCAUACUACUAAAGCAAAAUCACGCCAUUUUCCGGUGAAUGGUCUGAGCGGCAAUAACACGCUUCAGCAGCAGCAGCAGCAAUAUAACCUACAGCAGCAGCAGCAGCAGCAGCAACAACAACCAACCACUGACACGCGCAACAUAUACAACAAUCCCUAUACACCGCCACAGGCAUUACAGCAACAGCAACAGCAGCAGCAACAGCAGCAACAACAACAGCAACAGACACAACAACGCGCUGCACACCUUUAUAAAGCAUUGGCUGCCUCUGCCGCAGUAAGCAACAGUUUAACUCAUCCAUACGAUUUUUCCACAUCGUCAUCAUCGUCUAACGCCAAUAACGAGCAACAGGGUUCAUCGUCAUCAGAAGCUGAGAAUGCGUUUCUAACUCAUAAUAACGGUGAGUGA